This is a messenger RNA of Mytilinidion resinicola, 902 nucleotides long. RefSeq lists its product as uncharacterized. The transcript has a single exon. The record is from RefSeq and is a predicted model, not a curated record. NCBI's taxonomy places the organism in Eukaryota, Fungi, Ascomycota, Dothideomycetes, Mytilinidiales, Mytilinidiaceae. The coding region runs from base 218 to 715 and encodes 165 amino acids.
CCUGCAAUACAUAUCAGAGGUAUGAAAAGCAACCAGCCUACCCUUAUAACCUCUCCACCGCUCCUACUCCCACAAAUCCUCCCUCGCUCAAGUCCCCAAGACCGCCCUCCACACCCAACAACCAUUUUCCUUAAAGCCUCACUCACCAGCUGUUACUCCAUCAAGAGCAAAAAGUGAGCUUGUAUCCAAGAAUACCCACCACAUUCACCCAAACCGCAUGCUUCCUCACUCCUCGAAUCCCGACAGCCGAAUUACCGUCAGUGAUCGGUACCAAAAGGCGCAAAAAGGCCCCCUAACUAUGUGCCUUCAAAAUCGCUUAACUACUAAAAAAGACUCUGGAGAGAUGGAACCGAGAUCAAGAAGCAGCCAUCACAACAGCACCACGAAAGCACCGCCGAGCCAUUCAAGCCGCAAGGAGAAAAUAGAUACAUAUCCUGAAGGCUUCAAGUCGGGCUCCAAAAGCCUGUCAACUAUCCAAGGGCUAGUUUUCGUCGCAUCAACGAUACAAAGGAAUGAGCAUAUGCGUCAUCGUCCGCCUCGAAUCACACUACUCGGAGACGCUAGCGGGCCGAGCCUUCCUUCAACCUUACGUUUGUGCAGAUACACGAAAUACAAGCAAUACGCACAUCACAGUCAUCUCGAUUGUCAUGGGCAGGUAAUUUCAUUCACACUGCCAAACGGUCUUUACAGUACAUUUUCGCUCGACGCUAUCUAGGUAGAGGUUUGGCCGUUUAUGGGUAGGGGUUUCGGCCAGCUAUGCCAACGUUCUACAACACAACCGAUGCUUAAGCAAGGAUUGCUCCUAGUAGGAGGCCAGUUUCGUGGCGAAGAAUGUGGUUUCGAGUUCCCCGUCAUCCUGAGUACUGGCACUUUAUUGAAGCAGUAGUUCUGCAUCUGAGCCG